AUGUCCAAGCCAGCUAUCGUCCCAGAAACCACAGUCGCGGGCAUUUCAGUCGACCCGCGCACCCUCGAGCGCGUCAUUCCCGAGUCGCGUAGGCCCGAUGGCUCUGUCCGUAAGCAGCUGAAGAUACGCCCCGGGUUCACGCCGCAGGAGGAUGUUCGCCGCUUCCGCGGGUCACGCCAGGCGCAGAUG
Messenger RNA from Postia placenta MAD-698-R-SB12, 189 nucleotides. RefSeq lists its product as hypothetical. The record is from RefSeq and is a predicted model, not a curated record. The transcript is spliced from 2 exons. Gene Ontology annotation, molecular function: RNA binding. The annotation marks the transcript as partial. Gene Ontology annotation, cellular component: cytoplasm; exon-exon junction complex. Lineage: Eukaryota; Fungi; Basidiomycota; Agaricomycetes; Polyporales; Adustoporiaceae. Gene Ontology annotation, biological process: exon-exon junction complex disassembly.